GCCACUCGUCUCUCUGAAACUCGCCGGCGAACAUGGAGAAGCUGAAAUCGGCGAUUCCCGAAACCCUAAAGCGCAUGGUGGCCGACACCACUCCCGGCGAUCUUCCCCGCACUUGUUCAUCUCUUCUCGACUUCCUUCUUCAUUUCCCGCCCUUUCACCACAUGGUGGAAGACUUGGCUGAAUCGGAGAAGGCUCUGUGUGGCAAGAACGAGGACGAAGCUUUGCAAUGGAAGCAGAAGGGAAAUCGGUGCUUCGCGACUGGAGAUUACUCCAAUGCUUUGGCUUCUUAUUCCCAGGCAUUGCGAGUUGCUCCUAUGGAUGCUGAGGACAUGGAUAAAAAUCUAGUUGCCACUUUGUAUCUGAAUCGGGCUUUCGUUUUGCAUAAAAUGAAUCUGCUAGCAGAAUGCAUACGAGACUGCAAUCGCGCACUGCAAAUUUCUCCAAGCUAUUCGAAGGCAUGGUAUAGAAGAGGUAUUGCUAAUGCUUCUUUGGGAAAUUACAAAGACGCUAUCAAUGACUUGAAUGUGGCAAAGACUGUUGAGCUGUCAUCAGGGGCGAAGAGCCAGAUAGAAAGUGAGCUGAAGACACUUUCAGAUGAAUGUGGUAGAACGACAAAUCCAGCACUUAAACAUACUGUAAAGCAGUUCAAUAUUUUGGCCAAAAAGGAUCAAAUAGCUGAAGCGGAUCAAAUAAAGCUACAAUGUGUGAACACACCAGAUAAAGCAAGGGGUAUGGCUUCAACGAGUAACAUUCCACCAGGCUCCUUAGUUCAUACUGAAGAACCUUUUGCAACUGUAAUAUUGAAGAGUUGUCGGGAAACUCAUUGCCAUUACUGCUUGAAUGAACUACCAGUUGAUAAAGUUCCUUGUACUUCAUGCUCGAUACCCGUUUACUGCUCCUUGAAUUGUCAACUACGUGCAGGAGGGAAAUUGUUUAGUUUCCCAAAGAGUCAUGGAAUUCAAAAAGGUCUAUCCAACAAUCUUGAAAAGUAUGUUGCAGAGAUCACUUUAGGCGCAAACUCAGAAACAGACAUUGAGCAUAUACCUGAACAUAGACACGAAUGUCAUGGUGUAUCAUGGCCUUCAGUAUUGCCAUCAGAGAUAGUUUUGGCUGGUCGAGCAUUUGUGAAGUCCAUAAUGCAAAGAAGAGGUUCCCUGGAGAUUGCUAAUCUCAUUGAAAUUUUGGACCUUUCUCACCAUUAUUCUCAAAUGUCUCCUGAAAGCAGAUUGGAGGUACAAAUAUAUUCCACCGUAUUGUUAUGUUGUCUGCAGCGCUCCAGUGACCUUGAAAUUCAGAUUAAUGGGUUCUCUAUAGCACAGGUUGUCAUUAUUAUAUCUCAAAUUAGGGUGAACUCUAUGGCAAUCACUCGUAUCAAAUCCAUUGAUGUUAAUGGAAUUGUAGAUCAGUUUGGAAAAUUUUCAUCCGGAGCUCUAACUAGUAACGUGGAACAGGUUAAAGUAGGUCAAGCUAUUUAUAAGGCUGGAAGUUUGUUAAACCAUUCUUGCCAGCCCAACAUUCAUGCCUAUUUCCUUUCACGUACACUCUUCAUUCGAACAACAGAAACUGUAGCAGCUGGGUGUCCCCUGGAGUUGUCCUAUGGUCUACAGGUUGGGCAGUGGGACUGUAAAGAUCGUAUCAAGUUGCUGGAAGAUGAGUACUCAUUUCGAUGUCAGUGUCGUGCUUGUUUGAAAGCAAAUUUCUCUGACCUUGUUCUACACGCUUUCCAUUGUAUCAAACCAAAUUGUUCCGGUAUAGUAGUGGACAGCGGUGUUCUGAACUGUGAAAAGCAUAAAAUUGAGCAACUCUAUGACAUUGUGGGUACAAGCAACUGGGAACCUCAUUUCCAGGUUGAGAAUUUUAACAGUGAUUAUGCCAAUGAAGUGAUGCUAGAUGCAUUUUUAGACAGCAACAGUUCAUCCAAUGUAAAUCCUGGGAAUUGUCUGAAAUGUGGCUCCUACUGUGAUCUAGAAACUUCUCGUGCAACAGUAAAUAAAGCUUGGAAAUGUAUCAGAAGGUUACAGGAUGGUAUAGUUUCAGAAGAUAUAUCUAGUUCCGAACUAUCAGAUACCCUAACAUCUCUUGAUUUGCUGAAAUCAACUCUGCAUGCAUAUAAUAGGAGAAUCGCAGAGGUGGAAGACAUUCUUGCGCAGGCCUUUUGUAUGGUUGGGGACUUACAACUUGCAAGGGACCACUGUAAAGCAUCAAUAGAGAUCUUAGAAAAGCUCUACACUUGUAAUCAUAUUGUCAUUGGACAUGAACUUGUGAAGCUCUCAUCCAUUCAGCUGUCCUUGAAUGAUCCUGCUGCCGUUGACAGCAUAAAUCGAGUGGUCAAGAUUUUUUCAUGUUAUUAUGGAUCGGAUGCGGACUUCAUAUUUCCUCAUCUACAGUUCCUUCGAAAAGAAACAGAAAAAUUUUCAUUGUAAAAAACCAAGUAAUUUGAUUUUAAUUUUAUCUUUUUGAAAAUGCCCAUUUGAAUACCAGUUGCAUGGAGCCUUGUGAAAAAUUGCAUUCGUUAUUCAAGUAGCCCGGGUUUACA
Molecule: messenger RNA, 2536 nt
Organism: Morus notabilis
Lineage: Eukaryota; Viridiplantae; Streptophyta; Magnoliopsida; Rosales; Moraceae
Product: SET and MYND domain-containing protein 4
Exons: 15
Coding region: 33-2423 (796 amino acids)
Molecular function (GO): protein binding
Source: RefSeq, a predicted model, not a curated record